AUGAUGGCAAGACUCCCAAGUACUGCACUGCAUACCCUGUGGAUCCUUUUCUUUUCAUAUACAACAAAUGAAGUUAUGGCUGCAGGACAUGUACAGGAAUUUGCGUGCUUCACUGACUAUGACAAAGAGCUGGUUUGUCACUGGAAGGUGCCUGGACAAACUAACUGCUCCAAAGAAUUCCUGCUCUUCUACAGGAAGGAAUUUGGUUUUUCGCUAAACCAUGUGUGUGUCCCUGAGAAUGGAGAAGACAGUUUAAGGUGCACUUGCACAAUACGUCAGGAGUAUUUUGUAUCAGGCCUCACGUAUAUUCUAGCUCUACAGUUCAAUGGGACUGAGACGUGGAAUUACAGUGUUACACCAGCCCUGGUUGUUAAGCCAAGGCCCCCCCAAAAUCUUGCCAUUGAGAAAGCUGAAAAUGGUAAUUUCAAUCUGAGCUGGGAGGAGAGCUACUCUCCUCCAUCCAUGCUCUCUGGACAGCCGGUCAUCUAUGAAGUGAAAUACUGGAGGAAGCAGCACCCGACAGAGGUUUCUGUAAAAGCAAUUAACUACCAGGCAAAAAGCUUUGAAAUUACUGCAAGCUCCUUGAGGAGAGGCUAUGAUUACGUUGCAAGCCUAAGGUGUUACUACACAGACUACCCAGCCUACUGGAGUGAAUGGAGUGAAGAAGUUGAAUUUCACUACGAUUACCAAGUAACAGCUGAAGACGUUCUGCAGAUGGCUGUUCCUGUAUCCUGCAUACUGAUCAUGGCAGUAUCUGUGAUUUGUUACUUCUGUUUUACCAAAGUGAAGAAAGAAUGGUGGGAUCAAAUCCCAAAUCCAGCAAAGAGCCAUUUGGUCGUUAAAAAUGUCAAGUUUUCAGUGUUGUGCUACAUCGAUGAAAUUAAGUUCCCUUUCCAUGACUUAAAGCAGAGUCAUAUGGAAAACCAAAUAAGUUGCAAGAACUGUCUGGUUCAAAGUUUGUCAAGCCAAAACUUCAAGGGAAAAGAUAACAUCAGAAAUGUUGAGAAAUCUUGCAGUUGCCACAGCAAGGCUGGAGAGUGGUUUCCAAAAGGCAGCAGUGCGGUUUUAACCCCUGAGACAGUUAUGGUUGAAGAGUCUAUAGAAAUCUGUGAAUGUGUAACAGACAUUGAGGCUGAGAGCCAGGAAGAGACUAGUGACCAGCUCACCAUGUUUGAGCCUUGUGAGAGCAGUGUCAGUGCUUUCAGAGAGCACGCUGAACACAAUGAUGCACUAGCUAGCAUGUUUACUGAGCUCCUGGCAGAUGAAAACAACAUGCAAGACAAUAAAGACCCAGACAUCAUCAUAGGUGAGAAUAAAACCUUUGAGAAACAUGAGUCGGAAAAUCCAUCACAGCAAAACCCAAAAGAAAGCACAGCCCAGAGUCAGCAGCCAUGUGGUACGUCUCAUACAGUCUCCCUUUUCACCAAAGCCUCUCAAGAUGACUACAAUGGUAGUACAGCCAGCAAGAAGUCAGAACAAUCAGAAGAAUCCUUUGAAUCUGGCUAUCGGAGCUCCAGCAUAAAUUCUGCUUCUCUGGAUGCAAGAGAUCUUCAACGUAUGGGUCAGCAAAACCUUUAUCCAUGCAGUUCUGAAAGUCAGCAUGACUCAUGUUUCCUGAUCCAGGAAUCUCCAAAUAAAUCAUCCUUUGGGACCAAAAAAGACAGAAUAAGCACCACUGUGCACAAGAGUUCUGAGACUCUUGUGUCACCAUCCAUGGGGCUGUGUAGCUCUGCGUAUAAGAGCUUUGACACCCUUAUCUCUCCCUCUGUGGAGCCCUGCAAUUCUGCCUACAAGAGCUGUGACACCUUUAUGUCUUCAUCAAUGGAGCCCUGUGGUUCUGCCUACAAGAGCUUUGACACCCUUAUCUCUACAUCCAUGGAGCCCUGUGGUUCUGCUUACAAGAGCUUUGACACCCUUAUGUCUCCAUCCAUGGAGCCCUGUAGUUCUGCAUACAAGAGCUUUGACAUUCUUGUGUCUGCAUUCAAGGAACCAAGUGGCUCUGUGUAUAAGAGCUUUGAUACCCUUAUGUCUCAGUCUAUGGUUAACAGUAGCCUGCCUCUGUGCUUUGAAAAUGUGUGCUCCUCACCACCUCUGACAGAGUUUUCAGAGGCACAUGCAAAUGACAGCGCUUCAGCCUUCCUACCAGAGGAAGAAAUACAUAAGCAAGUAACGUAUCAAAAUGUUCAAAAGAAAGCAAAUAUAACUUCUUGCCCUGUUGGACCUCAACCAUCUGGUUAUCAGCCUUUCGAUAAUGCAGUUAAAUGUAAUGGUACAUACUGUGACAAUGACAGUGAGGUUAUCUCUAGGUCACUGUAUGAACCCUUAAUUUGUCUUUUGUACAACAACCUGAGAGAAACGCCUCCAGAUACCAUAACCUGUGAACCUGGCCAUAGGACAGAUGACCAUGUAUGUGUGAUUGUAAAGGGUUUUGACUGCAGCAUUGUCCCAGGUUUAGCCUCCAGUGAGAAUGUCACACAGGCCAGUGAUGGCAGCCUGUGGAUCAUCAACUCUAAUGAGCUGUCUAGUGGUAGCAAAGAUGAAAAUACCAGCAGAGACAAACAGCUGUUGCACUUGUUAGAGCUGAACUCUCAAGAUUUUAACAGUAGAGAAAGAACUGUAAAGGGGACAAAACCUAACAGCUUUAACUCUACUGGUAAAGGAAUGCAAGAAAGCAGCAGAAACGGACUAAAUACUGACUUUCACUGCCACACGCACAACCACUUGAGGAAGCUUGGAAAUGCAGGGGAAAAUAAAGAGGUGAUAAAGCAGGCUGUAGACAGGAGGUGUGGCUCAGCAACUAGCUUACCAGAAGAAUCAGUGUGCAGCACUGGGCUGAACUUAGAAAGAAAAACUGCAGAGCUCCUGGUCUCUGGCCAGUUGUCACCUCCUCAUUUUGUGGACAACUCCUGUCCUGAUUCUCACACCGUUCACAAUGAGGGUUCCAGCCUGGCACCUACAGCUAAAAAAAGGCCAGUAGAACUGUUGAGGGAAAGCCACAGGAAGAAGGAGAAAAAAAUGAAACUUGUACAAGCCCUUGCCGAGGAGGACAACUGCUACAUGAAGGUAGCCUAA
Molecule: messenger RNA, 3072 nt
Organism: Leptosomus discolor (cuckoo roller)
Lineage: Eukaryota; Metazoa; Chordata; Aves; Leptosomiformes; Leptosomidae
Source: RefSeq, a predicted model, not a curated record